This is a messenger RNA of Capronia coronata CBS 617.96, 1563 nucleotides long. RefSeq names its product 2,3-bisphosphoglycerate-independent phosphoglycerate mutase. Gene Ontology annotation, cellular component: cytoplasm. Gene Ontology annotation, molecular function: manganese ion binding. The transcript is spliced from 2 exons. Bases 1 to 1563 code for a protein of 520 amino acids. Gene Ontology annotation, biological process: glucose catabolic process. Lineage: Eukaryota; Fungi; Ascomycota; Eurotiomycetes; Chaetothyriales; Herpotrichiellaceae. The record is from RefSeq and is a predicted model, not a curated record.
AUGGCGAAGGUCGACCAGAAGGCUGUUCUGAUCGUCAUUGACGGAUGGGGCAUUCCUUCUGAAAAGUCGCCUCCAGAAGGCGAUGCCAUCGCCGCAGCCGAGACUCCUGUCAUGGAUGGUUUUGCAAAAGAGGGUUCUCAGACCGCGCAAGGUUAUACCGAACUGGACGCCUCUGGGCUCGCGGUCGGCUUACCCGAGGGUCUCAUGGGCAAUUCUGAGGUCGGCCAUCUCAAUAUUGGCGCAGGCAGAGUGGUCUGGCAAGAUGUGGUCCGGAUUGACCAGACAAUCAAGAAUGGGAAAAUGAACAAGGUCGAAAACGUGGUCAAGUCCUUUAAGAGAGCUGUCGACGGCAAUGGAAGGCUCCAUCUUCUCGGUCUGGUUAGUGAUGGAGGUGUCCACAGCCACAUCAACCAUCUCUUCUCUCUGCUCGAGGUCGCCAAAGAGCUCAAAGUCCCAAAGGUGUUCAUACACUUCUUCGGUGAUGGCAGAGAUACCGACCCCAAGAGUGCCGCCGUCUACAUGCAACAACUGCUAGACAAGUUGCAAGAGCUAGGAGUGGGCGAAUUGGCUACGGUCGUUGGUCGCUACUACAUCAUGGAUCGUGACAAGAGGUGGGAUCGUGUGGAGAUUGGCAUGAAGGGUGUAGUCACAGGCGAAGGAGAGGAGUCAUCCGACCCCGUCGCCACGAUCAAGGCCCGCUACGAGAAGGGGGAAAACGACGAGUUCCUGAAGCCAAUCAUCGUAGGUGGGGACGAACGAAGAGUCAAGGAUGGCGACACUCUGUUCUUCUUCAACUACCGCUCUGACCGGGUCAGAGAGAUCACCCAACUCCUAGGAGACUACGACCGAUCGCCCAAGCCCGACUUCCCCUACCCAAAGGAUAUCCAGAUCACGACCAUGACCCAAUACAAGACCGACUAUCCCUUCCCCGUCGCCUUCCCACCCCAGCACAUGGGCAAUGUCUUGGCUGAAUGGCUAGGCAAGAAAGGUGUCAAGCAGUGUCACGUCGCCGAGACCGAGAAGUAUGCACACGUGACCUUCUUUUUCAACGGUGGAGUCGAGAAGCAGUUCGAAGGAGAAGAACGGGAGAUGAUUCCCAGCCCCAGGGUGGCAACUUACGACUUGGAACCUCCUAUGAGUGCCCAGAAAGUGGCGGACAAGCUUAGUGAGAGGAUAUCCACCAAGAAGUUCGAGUUCCUCAUGAACAACUUUGCCCCUCCGGACAUGGUCGGCCACACGGGGGUCUAUGAAGCCGCCAUCAAAGCUGUUACCGCCACAGACGCCGCCAUUAAGACUGUGUAUGAAACCUGCAAGAAGGAGGGCUACAUCCUCUUCGUCACCGCUGAUCACGGCAAUGCCGAGGAAAUGCUGACCGAGGAGGGCACCCCCAAGACCUCCCAUACUACCAACAAGGUGCCGUUCGUGAUGGCCAAUGCACCGGAAGGAUGGACCUUGAAGAAAGAGAACGGCGUCCUUGGGGAUGUGGCACCAACAGUCCUGGCGGCCAUGGGCCUGGACCAACCUGAAGAGAUGACGGGGACGAGUUUGCUGAUCAAGAAGUAA